Messenger RNA from Neltuma alba, 696 nucleotides. RefSeq lists its product as uncharacterized. Lineage: Eukaryota; Viridiplantae; Streptophyta; Magnoliopsida; Fabales; Fabaceae. The transcript has a single exon. The record is from RefSeq and is a predicted model, not a curated record. Gene Ontology annotation, molecular function: nucleic acid binding; zinc ion binding. Bases 1 to 696 code for a protein of 231 amino acids.
AUGGUCCGUGAAGAGGCUCUCGGGGGGAAACUGAAGCAACUCUGGGGGGAUGUCGAUGUCAUUGGUAUUGGUUCAGGAUUCUUUCUAGCAAAAUGCGGCAAUCAAAAGGCCUACGAUCUGGCGCUAAUAGGAGGACCCUGGCUCAUAUACGACCACUAUAUAAGUGUGCAGCCAUGGAAGGAGGAUUUUGACCUUGAUGAGGAGGAAGUUACGUCCAUUGCGGCCUGGAUUAGAAUCGCGAAGUUACCGAUGGAUUAUUAUGAUGAAGGCAUCAUACAUGUUAUAGGAAAUCAAAUAGGAUAUGUGCUGAAAAUUGAUAAGAUUACGACAAGUGGAGCCAAGGGACGAUUUGCCAGAGUCUGUGUCUACUUAGAUCUGAAACAGCCACUGCAACCAGUGAUCUUGGUGAAUGUGAAAGAGAAGAAGGUGGAGUAUGAGUGGCUGCACCGGAUCUGUUUUAAUUGUGGUAAGUAUGGUCAUGACACUGAUUAUUGUUCGGAAGGGAGGAAGAGAGGCAAGAAAGGGGGCAAAGGCAUGGAGAGAGGGGUGCAACUUGAAAGUUCUCUGUCAGUUCCUGGCGAACCUACCUACGGAGGCUGGAUGGUGGUGCAGCAGUCGUGGAAGGGGAAGAGGGUGCCUAGCCCAGAAGGGAAGGGGAGAGAAUCACGCAAUCAUAGCAACGAGAAUCAUGGGUAG